Molecule: messenger RNA, 908 nt
Organism: Suricata suricatta (meerkat)
Lineage: Eukaryota; Metazoa; Chordata; Mammalia; Carnivora; Herpestidae
Product: histone H2A type 3
Exons: 1
Coding region: 44-436 (130 amino acids)
Cellular component (GO): nucleosome
Molecular function (GO): structural constituent of chromatin; DNA binding; protein heterodimerization activity
Source: RefSeq, a predicted model, not a curated record
UCUGUUUUUCCGUUUCUCUUCUCUCUCCGCGCCCGACUUGACAAUGUCCGGCCGAGGCAAGCAGGGCGGCAAGGCGCGCGCCAAGGCCAAGUCGCGCUCAUCGCGCGCGGGGCUGCAGUUCCCCGUGGGCCGCGUGCACCGGCUGCUCCGCAAGGGGAACUACUCGGAGCGGGUCGGGGCGGGCGCGCCAGUGUACUUGGCGGCGGUGCUGGAGUAUUUAACGGCCGAGAUCCUGGAGCUGGCGGGCAACGCGGCCCGCGACAACAAGAAGACGCGCAUCAUCCCGCGCCACCUGCAGCUGGCCAUCCGCAACGACGAGGAGCUUAACAAGCUGCUGGGCCGCGUGACCAUCGCGCAGGGCGGCGUCCUGCCCAACAUCCAGGCCGUGCUGCUGCCCAAGAAGACGGAGAGCCAUCAUAAAGCCAAGGGCAAGUGAGGCUGCGGAGGCGGGCCGGUAACGGCUGUGCGCCCCGGGGGCCCUGUGACACCAAAGGCUCUUUUCAGAGCCACCCACAGUUUCAAGAAAAGAGCCGCACUGAUCACGUAGCCUUGCCUUGCCAGGGCUGCGUUCUUUCUCCUGGGCGCACGGGGGAUCCGGGCCCGAGGCACGAUCCGGACGCGCGCCUACGCGCACCGUGGGUUCGCGUGUUUGUUUGCUGCAGGAAAAGCCACCGGACACGUGGCUGUUCUUUGCGUUUGAAUCUCACUCCUAAGCUUUUCCUAGGGUCUUAAUCCCGCUCGCUCACUGUGAAGGGAUCUGUAGCAAUCGGUGACCAGUUGCCUUGGACUCUGCAAAGUGUCGCUCUGUCACAUCUAGACCCCCAAAUACAGGCUGUCUGCUUGUCCCAGGCCUGGAUAACGAGGCAGAUUCAACUGGCAUCGAAAAUAAAUCUAGCUAGAAUCUGCUA